This is a messenger RNA of Psilocybe cubensis, 1017 nucleotides long. RefSeq lists its product as uncharacterized. The record is from RefSeq and is a predicted model, not a curated record. NCBI's taxonomy places the organism in Eukaryota, Fungi, Basidiomycota, Agaricomycetes, Agaricales, Agrocybaceae. Gene Ontology annotation, molecular function: protein-containing complex binding. Bases 1 to 1017 code for a protein of 338 amino acids. The transcript is spliced from 7 exons. Gene Ontology annotation, cellular component: mitochondrion.
AUGCUGCGUCUCCAGCGCACGGUUGUGAUAGGAAAGCGCGCGUACCAUGAUCUUGUAACUUUGCCAGGUAACAAACCCAUCGUAUCUUCUGGACCUCCUGGCUACAGCGGAGUCUCUGGCCAUCGUGUCACCGUUUUUGGGUGCACUGGAUUUCUGGGAAGAUACGUUGUAUCGAAACUCGGCAAAACGGGCUCUCAGGUCAUUGUACCGUACCGCGAGGAGGAUGAAGCGCGAUUCUUGAAGCCUAUGGGGGAUCUUGGACAGAUUGUUAGAAUGGAAUGGGAUAUCCGAGAUGAGAAGUCCAUUGCAGAGUGUCUGCGGCACUCUGAUACCGUAUACAAUCUUGUUGGCCGGGAAUAUGAGACCAAAAAUUUCGAUUUUCGCUCUGUGAAUGCUGUAGGUCCGGAGAGGAUCGCAAAGCUGGCUGCGGAAUGUGGUGUAUCACAAUUUAUCCAUGUGUCCCACCUGGACGCCUCCAAAGACUCGAAGUCCAAAUUCUAUCAAGCCAAAGCUGAGGGUGAAGAACUAGUUAAGGCUGCUUUCCCCUCGGCCACCAUAGUGCGCCCGGGUCCGAUGUUUGGUUAUGAAGACAAACUUUUGACCAACAUGGCGGUCUGGCCCAUCUGGUGGAAGUUGAACCACGGUCAAACUAAAAUAAGACCUGUUCAUGUAUUCGAUGUUGCUCAAGCAUUGGUCAAUCUGUUGACCCACCCUCAAUAUUCGAAAACACUGAACCUCCCCGGCCCGUCCACCUUGUCGUACGAAUAUCUUUUGGACCUCGUUACUUCCGUGACACUGCAACCUCCUUCUCGUGCACCUGUGGUCCCCAAAGCACUCGCCAACUUGCUCGCCAAACUCGGGCAAAAUGUGUGGUGGCCCACUCUUAGCCCUGACGAGGUAACAAGAAGAUAUAUUGACGAUGCGGAUACUCCCGGAGACUGGGAGGCGGUUGGUGUCGAGCCGUCAGAAAUAGAGGCUCAUGCGAUCACAUAUCUGCGCCGUUAUCGUUCAGCGUGA